Salvelinus namaycush (lake trout) is the source of this 2596-nucleotide messenger RNA. RefSeq lists its product as uncharacterized. Lineage: Eukaryota; Metazoa; Chordata; Actinopteri; Salmoniformes; Salmonidae. The record is from RefSeq and is a predicted model, not a curated record. The transcript has 14 exons. Bases 190 to 1698 code for a protein of 502 amino acids. Gene Ontology annotation, molecular function: RNA binding; metal ion binding; protein binding.
GAGAGUCAGAUGUAGCUCGACCGAUUUCAGGAAACGGCGCAGAAAAAGGCAGUUGAACGAACAACGAAGAUCGAUUCAACCGGCGGUUAAACUGUGGGGUAACCGCUGUCAAUACUGGCCCUUUUAUCCAGUUUUAAAGUGAUAUACUUUAAUGUUUUGUAUAUUUUCUAUUCAAGUUGAUAAUGCUGGAUGGUCGAACUGAUGAAGUUCACAAGAGACAUUUGCCGACUGCUGGGUAUUGGAGGCGAUGGGCCAGGUGAGCAGGAGGAGAUGGAGCGGGAGGGAGGAGGAGGAGGAGGAAGAGGGGGUCCAGGUCCAGCCGCGGGUGGAGAGAUCCUGAGUGGGGAGGAGGAGUUGAGUGAGGAGGAGAAGACCAGAAGGAGAGCAGAGAGACGCAGGGCUAAGAGAAAGAGACAGAAAGAACGAAAGAAACUGGAGAAGAGCGCGGAUGCUGAGCGGGAGGGAGAAGCGUCAGAGUCUGAGAGUGAAAGUGAGGAGGAGAAGGAGGAGGUACAGAGGGUAGUACCUCCUGCCAAGAACAAGCCCACGCCUCCUCUCGCUGUGUCUGGGAAGAAGAGCAACCGCCAGCCCCCUGUCAGGACCCCAGAGGAGGAGCCAGAGUGGGACGUCCGCAGUGCGUUUGUGGCCAACGCUGCCAGUCACAUCAGACCCAAAGCCAGGACCAGUGCAGGCCACGCCUCUAGAGAGAACAAGGAGAACGAGGCUAGGACCAGCGAGGUGGAGAGUUCAGCCCCUGUGAAGAGGAAGGGUGCUUCACUAACAGAGAAGGGUAUUCAGCUGUUUAAGCAGGGCCACUACUCUCAGGCUGUGGACAUGUUCUCUGAUGCUAUCCACUGUGACCCCAAAGACCACAGGUUCUUUGGGAAUCGUUCACACUGCUACUGGUGUCUGGAGCUCUACCCCUCUGCCCUAUCAGACGCUCAGAUGUCCAUCCAGCUCGCCCCUGAUUGGCCAAAGGGAUACUUCCGCAAGGGGAGUGCACUGAUGGGGUUAAAGCGGUAUGGUGAGGCAGAGAGGGCCAUGCAGCAGGUGUUGAAGCUGGAUCAGGACUGUGAGGAGGCCUCCAUUGAGCUCUUCAACUGCCAGGUCCUGCAGCUCAUGGAUCUGGGUUUUGAGGAGGGGCAGAGUGUGUUGCUGUUGGAGAAGUUUACCACAGUGCAGGCUGCUCUCGGCUCCCCUGAGGCUGACAGAGUGGUGGACCUCUCCUCCCCUGAGGACUCUACUGGGUCCCCCUGUCCCUCUCUCUGGGUGGGGAACGUCACCGUGGACCUUACUGAGAAACACAUAUGGGACCUUUUCAAAACGUGUGGGGAAAUAGAGAGUAUCAGAGUUCUACAUGAGAGAUUCUGUGCCUUUGUCAACUUCAAGAAUGCCAACAUGGCCGCUCGCGCCUUGGAGAGGCUCCAGGGUGUGGAGCUGGAGAGCACCAGGCUGGUAAUCAGGUACCCAGACCGCUGGAUGCAGAGAACCCCUCCCUCUCCUCAGAGGACCAACCCUAUAGGCCUCAACACCUCCUCAGCCUCCCAGUACGCCUCCACAGGGACCAGGAGGAUGGCUCCCAUCAAUGGUGACGAGUGUUUCUUCUGGAGGACCACCGGCUGUUUCUAUGGUGACAAGUGUCGCUUCAAACACAAGCCUGACCAGAAAGGAAGAGACAGGAAACCAUGGCAACCCUGACCACCACGCAGCGACUGGAUAGUAGAGAGGGAGGAGAAUGAUGAAGAUGAAGGAAGAGGAUGAGGGACUGUCUCCCUACUUUAAAAGGGAACAGGAGGCUUGGAUAGAAUGGGGGUGUUGGGGGGUGUCACCCCGUUUGUAGUCCUCUGGCACAGACCACAGAUCCCAGACAGAACACUAGAGAUAUAGAAUGAGUGUGUGAAGUGUCAAUCAAAGUGAAGAGGAGUGCACCUCUGAUUUCCUUCCCCCUCUCCCUCGGCCUGAGCUGUGAAACAUGGAAAUUACAUCAUCAUUAGAUCCUUGAAGGGAUCUUUGUCCAGUGGACCGCCUCUAUGAUGACCAUGUUGUAGACACUAAGGGGGCUGACAUCUGUUGUUAUCAUGUGUUUUACUGUGUAUGUAUGUAUGGUCAUGUGACUGGACAUGUGACCUGAAUGUGUGACUCCUUGUGAUGUCGCUGUGAGACUCACUGCCAGCCUGAUGUCAUAGGGUGCCAAGUAAUUGCCCCUACAGGGGAUAAAUAAACAAAGCUUUUUAAUUGAAUAUAGGGCGUGUUCCAGGCAGACUAAAUUGCACUCACCUGCCUUCUCUCACAACACCUGGAUAGGUGUGUCUUUAAGAUGUCAGCUAACCCAAUCAUGAUAUAGCAAACUGAUGCACGACUGCACAGUCAGUGACGUGGCAUGCAACCAUGAGUCAGCCUGGAACGUCACCAGUGUCCAUGGGGUGUUCUAACAUCCACACUAGACCACCUUAAAUGAAACAAGUAGUGUGCUGCUGUGGAUAUUGGAACAAGACCCAUAACACCUUCCUAAUAUUGAGUUGCGCCACCCCCUUUUGCCCUCAGAACAGCCUCAAUUCGUCGGGGCAUGGACUCUACAAGGUGUCGAAAGUGUUCC